AUGAAAAUGUUCGUAGUAUUCUGUGCUUUGGUCGCGGCGGCAACUUGCGCGCCCAGCGUAGACCCCGAAAUCGCAGCAAGACGCGCAUUACCUGCGCUCGAACAUGAAGAGAUCCACGACGAAUUCGGCCAGUACGCACUGCGCUACGUCACAGCUGAGGGUACCGUGGUCUCACAGCGAGGAAAGUUAGUCCCCACUGCCAAAGGGGAAUACGUGCUUGUCACUGAAGGUGAAAUCUCCUACAUCGGUGACGAUGGCGAACUCUACAUCACCAAGUUCACCGCUGGACUCGACGGAUACCAUGUUGAAACCAAUCACCAGCCCAUGUCCAACAAACCAGAAUCGGUGGAUGCUAGUGCUCAGUGA
Messenger RNA from Pieris macdunnoughi, 366 nucleotides. The record is from the annotation of a GenBank genome assembly. Lineage: Eukaryota; Metazoa; Arthropoda; Insecta; Lepidoptera; Pieridae.